Messenger RNA from Boleophthalmus pectinirostris (great blue-spotted mudskipper), 11057 nucleotides. RefSeq names its product creb3 regulatory factor (gene crebrf). The transcript has 10 exons. Gene Ontology annotation, biological process: regulation of transcription by RNA polymerase II; response to unfolded protein. NCBI's taxonomy places the organism in Eukaryota, Metazoa, Chordata, Actinopteri, Gobiiformes, Gobiidae. Gene Ontology annotation, cellular component: nucleus. Gene Ontology annotation, molecular function: DNA-binding transcription factor activity, RNA polymerase II-specific; RNA polymerase II transcription regulatory region sequence-specific DNA binding. Bases 374 to 2446 code for a protein of 690 amino acids. The record is from RefSeq and is a predicted model, not a curated record.
ACGUGACGCGAGCAGUCACGCGCUUUCCAGGAACCCGUCAGGAAGAAGAAAAACAAAACAAACCUUAGCAGCUUCUAAACGAGCAGCGUGCUGACUUCAUUGACAAAAAGUGGGCCUGUGAUCUUCUCUACAAGGUUUAACACGAAGACAAAGCGCCCUAAGAAUCUGAACAGACCUGCACCGUAGCCAGACCCACAGCAGCAGAGCUCAGGUCAAACCCAGCCCCCUUCUUUCGCACCCCCCAGCCCUCUGUGCCCCUCUGGCCUCUGGGACACCCCGUACUUUUUCUGUGGAGCAGAAAACCCCCCUCACUGCUGGGACUGGACAGGAGAACCAGAGGUUCCCCCACUGCAGCUCUCAGCUGUGCCUGGCAAUGCCUCAGCCCAGUGUCAGUGGGAUGGAGCCUCCCUUUGGGGACGACUUUCAGAACUAUUCCUUUGUGGACCAGGCGCUGACCAGCACCGAGCUGCUGGCCACUAGCUCUGACCCGGACUUCAUGUACGAGCUGGACAGAGACAUGAGCCACAGACAGAGCCCAUGUGGGGACAGCCUGUCGGGAGCGCUGGAUGGGGGUAAGGAGGCGGAGGGGCCCGUGGACCAGCUUAUGGCUCUGGGCGAGAGUGAGAGUGUGUGCAGCGGAUCGGCCUUCGAGCAGUGGGACUCGUACUGGGAGGACCUCACCAGAUACACGCGGCUGACGAGCUGUGACAUUUGGGGCACCAAAGAGGUGGAUUUCUUGGGCCUGGAUGACUUUUCCAGUCCGUACCAGGAUGAAGAGGUGAUCAGUCGCACCCCGACACUGGCACAACUGAACAGUGAGGACUCACAGCCCGUGUGCGAGACGCUCUGCCCCCCCACAGACCUGAGCCUGCCCCCACUGCAGCCCCCGCCCCUUGUGUUUCAACUUCCCGCUCCUAAGAAGAGACCUCCAGUGUCUGGGCAGGGUCCUGGGGCAGCUCGUCCUCCACCCGUGCGCCUGUCCCACAACCUGCUCCCAGAUGUCCCUGAGGGACCACAGAGACCCACGCGGCCUGUUGCCUCCAGCACUGAGACCAUGUCCAAGACCUACGUCCAGGUCAAGCCGGACCCUGAACCUACCCAGGCCAAGCAAUCGGGACGUGGGGCGAAGGCAGUCCCUGUCUCAAACAACACUGACUUUGUCCGUAAGGCUAAAGUGCGUGUGAGCUCUGGGCCUAAGACGGAUGUGACAUCUAAGACUCCUUUUGAAAAGCCUGACCCGGCUCUGUCCCGGGACGAGAAGGCGUCCACCUCCUCCAGCGCCACAUCGAUGGGUCCCCCCAGUGUGAGUGUAUCCGGAGGCUUUGAGAGGCGCCCAGAGGGGCCACCUAGGUCCUCUGUGCCGCAGCUCGUGGAGCCCAGUCAAACUCUGGAAGGACCUCCCUCUGGGUUGGUAGUCAGUGGAAACAGCGUGCCCGGGACAGACACUGUGCUAGUGGUGGAGGGGAGCGAGAAGAGCAAAGAAGAGGAGCACAACUACUCUCUGUUUUUGACUCGCAGCCGGCUCUCCCAGAGAGGCCUGUCCCCCGAUGAGGACGAGGAGGAGGACGAAGAGGAGGAGGAGGUGGAGGAAGAGGAGGAGGGUCUGGACGAUGAAGAUCAUGAUGAAGACCAUGAUGAAGGUUUCGGGAGCGACCACGAGCUGCUAUCAGAGAAUGAGGAGGAAGAUGACGAUGAUGACUAUGAGGCUGACAAGGACGAUGACAUGAGUGACGCCUUUUCGGAGCCAGGCUGCGAUGUCGAGAUGGAGGACAUUAAAGGUCUGACAGCAGGGGUCCCAAGUCGGAAGAGGGGGAAGCGCCGGUACUUCUGGGAGUACAGCGAGCAGCUCACCCCCUCCAAACAGGAGCGCAUGCUGAAACCCUCAGAGUGGGACCGGCACACUCUGCCCAGCAACCUGUACCAGAAGAACGGGCCUCUCCAUGGAAAGUACAUGUUGAAGAAAUCCCGUCGUACGGAUGUGGAGGACCUUACUCCAAAUCCUCGUAAACUGCUGCAGAUUGGGACGGAGCUACGUAAACUCAACAAAGUCAUCAGUGACUUGACCCCUGUGAGUGAACUGCCCAUCAAUGCACGGCCCCGGUCUCGUAAGGAAAAGAAUAAGCUGGCCUCCAGAGCUUGUCGCUUGAAAAAGAAGGCCCAGUAUGAAGCUAACAAGGUGAAGCUCUGGGGUCUCAGCACUGAGUAUGAUCGACUGCUGUUUGUGAUCAAUUCCAUCAAAGAGGAGAUUGUGUCCCGUGUGGAGGACUCUGCCCCUCGUCCCACCAACAUGACUGACACUCUGAACAAGCUCAUCCAGGACACCCUUGUCUCACCUCCUGUUGCCGGGCAGACUUCGGACUUCGUGAACAAGAUCCUGGAGAACACUGGGCGUGGAGACCCGACCGGGGGACUGGUCGGCCUACGAGUCCCCACCUCCAAAAUGUAGAGCCCCUCUGGUCUCCUCAGAGCAGUGUCCUGUUGUAACUAUGCUCCUCUGCAUGCCCCUCCAGCCCAGAGACAUCCACAUCCAUAGUCCCACAGACACACAUGUUGAGUAUGUGUGCUUGUUUAGGCCCCUUAUGGUGUAGACCCUUUAGCUUUCUGUCUCACUGCGCACCUCUCCCUGCCCUCUGCGCAUGUUGGGAGGAGAGUUUCUUAAAAAGCAAAUGAGUAGGACGUCAAAAAUGCACCAGUGAUUCUUCUAGGUGUUCAACAUAAUGAUGUGUAAGCUAUUAACACAUUACACUGGUAUCGUUUCACUCAAUGAUCUAUGAUCUAUGAUAGAAAAAGAAAGAGUUUACUCAAAAAAUAACAUCAAUAUGAGCCUGUUACAGAAAAUGACUAGUUCAAAGCUCAUUGUUGACAAUGACUUUGGACUCAGAGAGGCUGCUGAGACAAAAGCAGCAUGGUGCUACAGUUUGGCUUGAAAUAUUUAGUAUUGAAGGCCUAAAUAUGUUCAUGCCCUUUCUGUUAUUGCCAAUCAAAUGAGCUAAACGGCAUCCAAAACACAACUACAGAUAACUGAAAGGUUUCAUUUAACUAUAGGAGGUGGUAGAGGAAGAGCAUAACGUUUGGUGCUUACAUCAGCCUUGUGCUGGUUGAAACUGGACUCAGAGAGGCGGCCAUUUUGGGAGCAGACUGAGGAAGAUGGUGGUGAUAGAGACAAUAUUGUGUGAUUGCUCCGUCUCCUUUAGGACGUGUACAUACCCACGCUCCCCUCUGUACAACGGACCGGGCGUGUCCAUAGUGUCUGAUCAGAGUGCUACUCAUUGUGCCUUGUGUGUGUGUUUGUGUACGAGUGAGUGGAGAACUGAACGAAUUGAUGUGAUUGGUCAGAACUCCCUGAGCUCUAGCCAAUGAGAGGACUUCUUUACAGUGAGUGUGAAUGCGGAGGACACCUAUGGUUCGUGUUCUGUUGUUUAAAGAUAUUUCUGAAUGUACAUAAGUGGAAGCUCUUGUUGCGUGAUGCCACAGAGUCUGUGUAAAUAGGAGGGCUCUGCAAUAGUUAACUCUUUGGUUUUUGGUACUCUUGUCUUUGGGGAUCAGGGGAGGGUUGACAGAUAUUUUUGUUUAGAGUUACAAAAAAUAUUUGCACACUAUAUUUUGAUUGUUUUUUGUACCAAAGACACAUGCAACGAAAUGGCGACCAGCCAGUUAAAGUAAGGUUUUGCACAGCUUACCUGACGCCGUAUUGAAUGUAAGAAUGUGGGAGGGUCAGGGAACCUCAGAGAACUGUGAAAUUAGCUUGGGUCCAAUUCUGUACAGAAAAGGAACAUUCAUUCUUUUUAUUAUUAUAAAUUUAUCAUCCCACCUGUGGGCCUCUGCAGCAGUGUGCUGCCUGGAGCUCCUCAUUCCUCCCUCCACAUGCUAAUUGUAUUAAAGGCGCCAAACCCAGAGCGCUUAAGUAGAUAAGCUAUGUUACAUUUGCCUGUUCGUCAAAAAGUCAUGACAAUAACCAAAACAUUUGUGUUUGAUUUUCUGACGUAGACAAGGUUUUAGUUAAUUCACAUGAAAUAACUCAAUUUUGUUUAAGUACUGUAUAUAAACAAACAAUGCUAAUCUAUCAAUGGUGUAAUGCCACUUUCACACAACGGAUUCAUUUAAGCAUGACACAUUUCUAAAGCCUAUCCUUACAUUUGAGAAACUUAGAUGAAAACACAAAAGCCAAAAAAAAAAAAAACUGUUAUAUUUUUGUAUUUAAGCUGCCUGUUUGCUUCUCGAAGGUUUGCAAGUAUUUGUCAGGGUUUAAUAUAAUCUGAAUGAAAGUGAAGGAGGAAAAAGAAGAGAGAUUCUAUAUAUAAGAUUUAUUGAACUAGUACUUAACUCGUCUUCAGCGGGCUGAAGCUGAGGGAAACUGAAAAUCAGGAAUUCACUUCUUAAAAAUAAAUGAUGCAAAGUUAAGCCAUGUGACAGAAAACCUUGUGUUAUAAUCAUAAACACAGAAACACCACGAAAAAGGGUGAAGAUAAAACUAUUGAAACUUGUUUAAUUCCAACUGUUGUCUCUAAAUGAGAUUCUACAAACUUUUUAGUGCACUUUAAAUGAACAAAAUCAGGUAUACCUUAAAUACUCCUCUUAGAGCCCAUUUUGGCCUGAGCAGUGAAUUGUUAAAAUGUAUACAUAACUAUUUGAAUGGGAUAAACACAUGCUGCUACCCAGAAUGCUUAAGGCUGGUAAACUCUGGAAAAACCAAACAAUUUCAAAUGGGAAAAAUCCAUGUUGGAAAAUGAUGCCCAUCUAGCUAAUACUAUUGACAUUUGAUUGAUUGUGCUGCUGUCAAAGUUAAAAUGCAAAUUAAUUAUUUAUAACAAUAUGAUAAAUGUAUAUUUUUUGAGUGACAUGGCUGUCUCUAAAUAAAUUUUGCCAACUGAAGUCAAUAUCCAAAACUAAGCUAAAGAUGACUAAAAUUGAGCUUAACUAAUUUUGAAAAAGAAAAGCAGUGAAUUUCAAAAUGUCCUCCUUCACUGAACGAACUCUGUUGAAGGUAUGGUCGGUUUGCAUCGAUAACUGCUAGCGCUACCACGUAUAUGAAUAUAUUUUUACUGUUUAAUGUUUUCUGUCUAAAAGGGAGAUUUGGUGCUUUUUUCUGAAACUAGAAUGACGAGUAUCUAUGAAUCUAAUUUACUCUUAGUCUAGGUGUAGCCUAUAGUGACUUGCUCUCCCUGACCGUCCAUAGCUAUUUUCUUAGUAGUUAUUUCGUUUUUGUAAAUACACUAUAAGUUAAUAUGUACCUUCUAAAUGUCCAAUAUAUGUAAAGAUAUUCUAUCUUGUAUGUUUGAAAACAAAAGCACUUUGUCCAAAAAAAGAAAAAAAAAAAAAAGAAAAAAAGAAAGCAUUUUUUCUUCCAUUUGCUGCUAAAGGCCUGGUAUGAAUGCUGCAAGUGCACUUGAUGACUACUCGCUUGGAUCUGUCAAGAGACAACCAAGAAAUAGUUUGUGUCCUGGCGAGGGCUAGAUCUAAAAGUUUUGGAGAGACGUCAUGAGGGACAUUUUUAGUACAGGUGGUAUAGGUCUCCUCCUGGUAGGCAUGGGACCGUUUAGGAUUUCAUGGUAUAAUAAUUAUGACAUUGCAUCUUACACUGUUACACACAACUAAACAUCCAGUAUGAAUUUCCCUUUUAGGUUAGAGAGAUAACAGUUAGUUCAGGCUGCUUUGCGAGUUAACCCUCUCUACUUAUCACAGCUUGAGAGUAUUGAGUUGUAGCCUGUUCGAACUGGAUUAGACAGUUUCUACCACGGAUUUUUGUCUUAUGAGUUUGGAAAUACAUUAAAAGAUUCUUCCUUGACCUGAGACAAGGCAGCCCCUGGCACAGUUGUCAAGUAUUCACUAUUGAAAAACCUUAAAAACUUACCUCACAAUUGUAACAAAAUGCUAACAAUAAUGCGCAGCAAUAUUUGACCCAAGAUGCAAAAAUACAAAUGCCCCAUUACGUCCUUGAUUGUCAUGAGUUGUCAAUACUGUGGCAUUUGCCUUAAUCCAGAUGACUGUCCCAUGCCUACCUCCAGAUCAUGUAUGGUGCGUAUAGGUGCGUGUGAUGUGUUUGUGGUCUUAAAAAGUGGAGGGUUUUUUAAACCAGGUCCCUUCAUUGAUCUGAUGCUGCCCCUUGGCGUCAUGAUUCAUUUGCCUUCAGUAGAGGUUUCCUAUGGAAAAACUGAUUCUGCUUUGGCUUCCUCUUCAGGGUGAUGUACAGCGUAGACAACAUUUCUCCAGAGCUAUAUUGUUAUCAUUUGUAAAACUGAUUUCUACUUGUGACUUAAAAUGAGGUGGGGUUUUGCCUUUGGUGGCCAAGAAGAGCUGAGUAAUAGCUGUUCUUAGCCACCAUUGGGGUAAGUAACUAUAUCACUGUACUGUAUGGCAAGCCAAUUAUAAAUGGAGAUUCAAUCCGGACACUUAUUGCCUUCUUAAUGAACUCUUCACAUACUCUGUAUGACAGUAAUAAAACAGGGCAGGACUUGUCUAAAACCGUUUGAUUUUGGCCAAGUCUUUGUCCCAAAAAGGUCAAAAAUCCAAAUCCACUUUGCCUGAUUGGCUCAAAACAACCGAAGUAGCAAGAAAAGGAGGAAUGUAUCUGGAGAAAAUUGCUUCUGAUGUUUGUGUGAAGCAACGUGUGUCAGCUUUAAUUAUUUCUCCCUCUUUCAAAAUGGGUUAACUGUGGUCAAAGUCUAUAAAACUACCAAUUUGACCGGGUCUUGCCCAUGCAGCGCUGACAAGAUAAAAAUGCGUUUUGUGGUCGAUCAAAAAGGCGCAAGCUGUGCAACUUUACAUUCAAACCAGAGGACUCUGUGGCAUUUUUAAUAGUGUAGGAGAUGAGUGAAUAUAUCCACGCCAGUAAAAUCUUUUCCUUACUUUAACUUUUUUAUUUCUGAUUACAGUAAAAUAUUAAGCUAAUAGAGUGUGUAACUUUGUGCUACUCUCGUCCGAUGACAGUGGAUAAUAACAUAAUAACAGCUCUUCUACAGAAAAUCAGGGUAUAAUAACUUCUUCAAUAUAUAAAUCAAAACAAAUAUUUAUGUAUUCCUGUAAUGUCGCCAUUCUUUAUUCAAUAUUGUGUGUGCGUUGUUAUGAAUCAAUGUCUGUCGAAGUGGUGCAAUGCUCAGUACAAAUUCACAAAACCGCCAACAUAAAUAUUAGACAAGAUAGACACCUUGUCCCAAAAUGUUUUUAAUUGUCACAUGGUGCUGCACAUUAACCGAGAAACAAUCCCCCAAAUUCAACUGGCAUCUGUAUUGAACCCUUCAUGGGAAGUUGUGAUAGAUGUUUUCAUUCGUGUGUCCAUUGAAGGCACGUGGACCAAUGAUCAUGUGUUUGUAAAAAUUUCCUUUGUGAAAACUAGACUCAUACAUUUGACUUCGCAAGCUCCUCACCAAGAAAAACAAUGUCAUAGAUAUUUCAAUACAACAAUCAAAACUAGGAAUGUGUAUCUGCAGUUGUAUUUUGUAAGUCAAAAACUACAAAUCCAAAGAUCUUUUACUAGUGUUGUAGUUGCUCCACCAAGACCUAAAUAGUCUAAUUGCGAUUUGAUACAUUUAAUUCAUUAAUUCUACAGCUAUUAUUAGGCAGGCUACUUACAAUGACUAAUGUUCCAUUUUGGAUGUCUUUUGUUCACAUAUUCUAAUAGUUUUACUCCUCACUAUUUUAAAAUUGUGAUCUAAAUUCAAUAAUCUAAAUUCCGAAAUGCUUAUUUUUUUCAACCUAAGGAAAAGCUUAGAUGUGGUGGAUUGCAGCACUAGGAUUUACAAUGACAAUGGAAAAACUAUGCAUUUUAAUGAACCACAAUCCUUACAACAUAGAUAUCUAUUUUAUGACAUUGAACUCUUUAACCCCAUAUCAAGUUAACCUAAUAAAACUGAAAAAAUAUAUUUUUUUAUCAUAGCAGCUGUUUUGUGAAGUCUCAUCUCUGAGUCUAGUUUAAGUGUAUAUCCGAUAUUUUGUUCAAACUAUGUGUUUCAGUUAGUGCUGGCUCCACACUCUCCUUGUGUAACAUAGAAUUUAAAGGAUGUGCUCUGAUACUCUGAUAUGGGAAUGUUCCUGCAUGCUGUUUACUGCAUCGAAACGAGAGAAUCAAGUUUAUGGAAAAAUAACAAUUGGCCAAAAAAUUUUGGUUUGUUAAAAGGUUUGUUUGUCAUUAUCACACAAUUGUUGCAUGGCUUUUUGGGCUCACUUUAUCCGAAUGAAUUUGUAUUUGCUGCUAUUGAAUGAGCACAAAAAGGUCUGUUUUAAUGACAAUUACCACACAUCCCUGUUAUUUAUCCACUUGUUUUAUUCCUAUUUUAUUCAAAAGACCAACAUUUUAACUCAACAUUACAUUAACCAUAAGUAAAGACAAUAUUUUAAAUGCGAUGCCUGCUUGAACCAGGUGCCUUAUUCAAAUAUAUUACACCAAUCGCCACUUUUGUCAGUCCGAAGGGGUAUUCCCAAAAGAAUUGCUGGGGCAGAUCAUGCAUUUCUCCCCAUAUAUUUUGUAUUAAGGAAAUAAGCUAAGAAAGACUAAGUUUUUGGGUGGCCUGGUCCUAUUUCAAAGUUUUUUCUCUGCCCACUAUGCCACGACAUUGUUGUAAUUUUUGUAUUGGCUGCUGCUACUAUUUUCACUGGUAUAGAGAGGAGAGAAGCGAACUUCCACUGUGUACAGAGGCUGACACUGUUGGUGAAUUUGAUAGUGUGGCUGCCUCUUAAAUAUGUUUCCAUAAAGAAAAUAUAACUAAAAUAAACUUUCUUUGCUCUAAUGAAGUGCCAGACCCUCCGAAAGUCGAAUGAGGAGGAAAACUGUGGUGCUAACCUGUCAGUGGCUGGGUGCUAUUAUGGCCGUGUUUAAAAAGCUGUAUUAUUAGCCAUAUUUUUAUUGCUCCUGUCCACAAAUCCAACUUUUUUUUCUUCUUUGUGUUUUUGUAGUUUGAGGUGAUUCUUUGCUGCUUCGUGGUUUGUUGAAUGUAAGUCUGUACUGUCUUCCCUGACAGCUCAUACGGACGUGCGGGAGACUCAAAAACGCUUUGUGUCUAAAUCCUUUCAAAAUUAAUUAUCAUUUAAAUAUUUAUGCUCUGACAAAUGUUGCACGUUUUAUUUUUGUGUUUUUUCCUUCUAAAUGUAUUUUUAUUGCCUUCUAAUCCUUGUUUAAGCAAAUAUAUAUAAAUAUAUAUCUAGUCACGCAAAGAAGAUAAAUAUAUUUUGUUUUUAGAGUGAAGCAGGUUUAAGUAGAAGUCAGACUAAUCAACUUAAAUGAAAGAUGAAUUAAAGUCACAAAGAAAUCCUGUAUGUCUUGCACUAAAAAACUUUCAUCUGUAAAUGUUUAUGUCAAUAUUUUAUCAUUGAAAUAUCUCCAAAUACUAAACAAUUUUCACAACAAUAGCAAUAUAUUUGCAGUUACAACAUUCUGUCCAAAUUUUACACCAAAUUGUCUAGGAGUUUGAAGUUUACAGUUGCGUUGUGACAAUAGUCAGUUGUUAAUACUGGUAAAUGUUCUCAUCAUUGGUCAGGAAAGCAGUGGUCAUAAAAACUGCACCUGGCCUUGACACAAGCUCUGAGAUUCUUUUGCAGGGUGAGAUUUUUCAAACUUGAGAUAAAAAAGAAGGUACACCAUUGUUAAAUUGUCUUUAUCACAUUAUUAUCAGUUGAUCUAUGGACGAUGAUGAAAGGAAGUUAAAGAACUUGAAAUUCCUAUGGUCAGCUAGCCAUAGGAGGAGAACAGAUACAUUCCCUUUGUGGGAAAAGAGUAAUUCAUUGAGAAAAUCUAACUUUUAAUAUUAUAUUUUGCAGUGUUUUCAGUUCAUGGGAAAGAGCCCAUAUAUUAUAUGUUUGAAAUCUCUUCCUGUAAAGACUUUCUGACAGCUUUGAUUUAGAAGUCUGGCCUAGCAUUCAAAUAUUCUAGUCCACUCUUUAUCAAAAAACAAAAAAGCCUACAAAAAUGUGUUCUAUUUCUCAGUAGUUUUCCCCUGCUCUGGAGAUGUGUCGUACCUUAUGGGUGCUUUCCAUUUUUUCAGAAGGGCUUAGGUCUGCGGUCGUCUCUAUACAGACUUAAGGCUGGUGGGCAGAGACCGCUCCUCUUGCUCCCCUCAGUGAAUCUGAGAGAGGGGCACAACUUCUCAUAAUCUGCAGACUGAAAUCAUUUUCUUUACAAUUCUUGAAAGCAAAACAACAAUCCAUCCUUGACAAUAACCUGUUUCUCUACUAUGUCCACACUGUCACCAUACUACAACACUGCAAUGAUUUACAUCUCCUACCAGAUUUGCCAAAAUGCAGGACUGAUGAGCGAGAGAAAAGAAAUUAUAUAUUGUCAUCAAUUUAGUUUUGAAUACAAAUGACCAACAGUAAUAUCCAUACAAGUCCUAUAUUGUGGUAAGCAUCUGUCAUUCUGAGCUCCACAUGCACCAUUGUAAAGAUGCUCCUGGUCUUGUAUGGUGAAAACGACUUAUUAUUAUACAACUUUAGAUGAAUAGCAUGGGAUUUAUUCGUAGUAAGUUAUAGUCCUAUGUGUUAUUCCUCUCCCCAAUCUUUGUAGGAAGCCUGUACUUCAUUGCUCAGUGCUCUCCAAUAGAUCUCUUGGUUUAAAAAAAAAAAAGAAAAUAUCACAACAAAACCUGCAGAAUUAAGUGUAUCCUGCUGAAACUAACUUGAUCCUCUCUUUAGCGACAACGUCUCUAUUUGUAGUUCACAUAUAUGCCUGUUCAAAUACAAUAUCUUGACGGCUGUUAGAUUUAUGUUGUGUAUUAAAUGUUGUGCUGGUUUUUACUUUUUGUUUAACUUUUUACUUUCACUUCAAAACUUUUUUUUUUUCUUGGAGGUACUGUGGUUGGCUUUAUGCACAGAUAUAAAUUGUUGUUUUGGUUCGUACUGUAAGGCUGGUUCUGUCAAUGGUUGCUCGACUUCCUGCAGACACUUGCCCUGAAUCAAUGCGUUGUGUUAUUGUGCCUCUUUUAUUUUGUCUUUUCAAUUUUUUUAAUUUUUUUUUUCUCUGUUGUAUCAGCCAGGAGUUGAUACCACAGCUCUGCUUGUAACCACAAUAGUCCAAUUCUGUUUAUUGAUUUAAUAUCAAAAUAAAAAUAAAAAAAAACAUUAGCACCCCA